Molecule: messenger RNA, 204 nt
Organism: Bipolaris victoriae FI3
Lineage: Eukaryota; Fungi; Ascomycota; Dothideomycetes; Pleosporales; Pleosporaceae
Exons: 2
Source: RefSeq, a predicted model, not a curated record
AUCAAGUUCAAGGACGCUGUUGGGCGUAAGUUCAGCUUCCCAUGGGAACUGUGCAAGACAUGGAAGGGCAUGGAAGAACUUAUCAAGCAGGCUUUCCUCCACGUAGAUGUCAUUGGGCCUCACGUGCACCAAGGCCACUACGAUCUUGUGGGACCGGAUGGCGAGAUCAUUCUACCUCAAAUCUGGGAAACCGUGAUCCAGCCU